Molecule: messenger RNA, 1939 nt
Organism: Anastrepha ludens (Mexican fruit fly)
Lineage: Eukaryota; Metazoa; Arthropoda; Insecta; Diptera; Tephritidae
Exons: 4
Coding region: 87-1400 (437 amino acids)
Molecular function (GO): protein binding
Source: RefSeq, a predicted model, not a curated record
AACUUACUCUUUAUUUACAGUUGCAGUUGCAUUUCACACAAAUAUAUUUCAUACUCCACUGCGACCUAAAUGCAUAUUUAACAUAAAUGGAGAUAGAUAAGGAAUUGCCUAAUAAAGAAACGCAAGAACGAAUUUCGUACGACGAGGACCUGCAUGAAACUCCAAGAAAAAGUUUUUUAGACUUGAAUGACGAUUGCUGGAUCGUAAUAUGCGAUUGGUUAUCGUAUGAAGACCUCUUAAAUCUAUCUAAAGUGUCCUCUGCGUAUAAGGAGUUUGUGGGAAAUUGUCUCUUACCGUUCAAAGUAACGAAAUGGGAAAUCAGGUUUUCAAAAAGACGCGAGUGCAUGAAUCUGGAGGACUUUGAUUAUAUUAUUAAAUCCAUCCAUCUUACGGUUAAGGAGCUUCAUUUGUAUUCCCUGCCUGUUACAUAUUUUGAAGCGAUAAAAUCCUAUUGCUUUACAUGUGUUACCGAAGCACAUGUAACCACGGACCAUUACAUGAAUGCCGCAGAUAACGCAGCGCUCACUUCCAUGUUCCCGAAUUUGCGAACCUUUUCGCCGCGUGGCCUUUGUGCCAGUGCGACAAUAGUGCUGUUCCGCCAUUUAGAGAAUUUGACGCUGACCUACUGUCGAAACUUUAGUGUUAAAGAUUUUCGACGUGUACUUGUAUCGCUGCAUUUGAAAUCUUUAACUUUAGAUAUUUUUAAGCCAAACACUUUAAGACAUUCGCGUUUAAAUGCGAUGGAAAGUCCACACUUAAGUAAAAUCGAGCAUAUAACUUUAAAUUGUAGUGAAUUAGACUGGCUAUGUUUUUCUGAUCGUAACAACACAGUUUCGUUUCAAAACCUCAAGGUCUUAGUAUUAAAAGGUCACAUUUUGGGUAAGAAGACAGUUGACAAGUUCUUUAGAAAUAUACAAUCGCUUGUGCCACAUAAUCCAUAUGAAAUAGAGAUGUCCAACAUAAGCUAUGAUCUCCUUUGUAAAAUUAUGGUCCCAGAAAAGAACACUUUUUUGAAAAGCGUGAAAAUACUCAAAUUUAUACAUGCUAAUAUCAGACUGGACGUGUUUGGUGUGCCCUGCAGAUAUCGAGAUCUUAGAGAGCUUUAUUUUCUCUAUUGCUAUGCAGAAUUUUCCGAGGACGUGCUGACAAUUUUGUCAAAUUCUAAACACUUAGACGUACUCAGUUUCGAAAAGUGCUACACGCCAUACAUUAUUCUAUACGAAGAUUUUCUGAAAGAAACUUUAAGAAGGCGUGAAAAGCCAUUAACAUUGAAUUGGUACUCGGAGCAAAACGAUUUAGAAGUACAUUGGGGAAACCAACCACAGGAUAUGCUGAAAUGUACGAAAGAGCCGCAUGUUGCUAGUAAAUUGGACGAUUCGAUGACAAUACUAUUUAAAUGAAAUCUCAUGGAUAAAGAGUAGGAUCCUGCAAUGCGAGAUUGCAUCGAAUUGUACGUCUAAGCAGUAAAGCAUAUAUAUAUAUAUAAUUGGUCGAGCUCCUCCUCCUAUUUGUGGUGUGCGUCUAUAUGUUGUUCCAGUUUCAAGCCGACUCCGAACGGCAGAUAAUUUUAUGAGAAGCUUUUUCAUGGCAGAAAUACACUCGGAGGUUUGCCAUUGCCCGCCGAGGGACGACCGCUACAGGAAAAAUGGUUUUCUUUAUUUUGGUCUUUCACCGAGAUCCGAUCGAACUUACUAUAUGUUCUCUCUGAAUUUCGAAUGGUAGUCACGCACCAAACGAUUCGGCUACGCCGGCCGCAUCAGCAUAAUCAAAGCAACAAAAUACGUGUGCGUAAACCUCGGGUAGCAGCAUCCGUUGCGCAAUUUCUUAAUAGUUAUGAGGCAUCCAUCCACUGCAACAAAAUUUGAAAUUAUGCUAUAAUCAUUUACUGAAAUAAAAUAAAGCUCCGUUAAUACGUAAUGUAUGAGAUUGAUAAGUUAUA